GGGUUCAACUAUAUCCUCGAGCAAUAAACUCUUGUGAUAGUUUUGAGGAAUGAUCGACACUUCUGUUGUGUGAAUAACACAAACUGAGUUAAAUUUCGCUUUACACGUAAACUGGGCCAAGAAAGUGGACAUGUAAAGUGUAAAUCGAAGAGGUACUUGUUCACACAGUGUUUUGAAAGCAGUCACUGGGAAAAGAACGCUCGACUACGUCCCCAAAACCUACAACUUUACAACAUUGGAGAAAUGAAACUCAUCACAGGAAGUUUGUUUCUAGCCGUUUUCUUUUGUUCUCAGCACGACGUAGUGUCUGCCAACGAUUUGGGGUCAGUUUCGUCAUGCCUUCCAACCAAAAUGAGGAUAGUUGUGGACCUUGAUCAAAAUCCUGAUCUGAUUGCCUCUGAAAUGCAUCUCAUCGAUUCCGGCUGCAAAGCGACGGAAAGCAAUGCAACCCAUGCCAGAUUUGAUAUACCUCUGAAUGGUUGCGGGACGAUUCGGAUCGGCUCGAAUCCCGAUUACAUUGUGUUCUCCAAUGCUGCAAAAUGGAGUCCAAAACCAGUAGGGAAUCAGCUGCAGACGCGCAAGUACGAUUUUGAGUCUCGCAUCAUCUGCAGAUACGAUCGUAAUGGCUCUGCAUCUGUUUCCAUCAAGCCUGAGCAGGAAAUCUCCGUGAGUCAAACAGUGUAUGGAAAAUUCUCGUUUGAAAUGGAGGUUUACAGUGACCCAGAAAGGCAGCUCAAGUUAGACCGAGACCUUCCCGUGAUACCCGGAACUCCUUUACACUUCAGAGUACAAGUUUCGUCAGGCGAUUCAGCCUUGAUUCUUCAUCUCGAGAAAUGUUGGGCAAGAAACCGGGAUUUUUCUGGAUCACGCGAAUUUCUCGAAAACGGCUGUAACAAUGGUAAGGACGCUACCCUGGUCUACACAUGUGCCAAUUCAACCAUUCAGGAUUUUCGGAUAAACGCCUUCCGCAUUCUCAACUCCCCGGAUGAAUUCGUCUUCUUCUUCUGUGACGUCAUCGUCUGUCUUGAAAAAGCCGAGGCUUCGUUAUGCACUGACCGCUGUAACAACUGUACAGCAGGCUCAACUGGAGCAUCCAGAAAGAGGAGGAGUGGGGAAGAGAAGCCUGGGUACGACCCAGGAUCCAACACGUUCUCUCUCGUUGUUGGUCCUUAUUUGGUCAAAGAAAAAGAUGAUGGAAAAGAUCAAAAGUCACAAGAGGAUGAAGAUCAGACGGAAGUGGAGGGAGACGAACUUUCUGUGACCAUGAUUGUAGUCCUCAGUGUGACGAGCUUUGCAGCUCUUGCUCUGUUCUGCACCACAAUCAUAGUGGUCAUUUUAUUCAAGCGAUGGUCAGCUACACAUACAGAAGAGCAUGCGCAGGCAAGCAAACCAAGGAAACCCAAAGUUUUUAAACUGUAGGCCGAUGGAAAAGCAUGUGAUCCCUACAUCUUGUCAGACUUGGACUGGGUCUUGAAGUUCGUUAAAUGAAGUCGAACGUAAAACGGUUUGGCGAAAACGUAUUGCGCGAGUGAAAUAUUUAUCAAGUAAUUUAGCAUAUGGUCAAUAUGUUAACCUCUUUUCGACCGUACCGUAUUUUAAACUUUUUUCUUUUUCAGCUAAGUAAUUUUGUCUGAGGUGUAUUAUCAAAGACUUUUCUGUCUUUGGUACUUAGAUACAGCCAGUCUGUUUUUGAAAGCUGAUUUAUUGUCAGUGCACCAAAAUUGUGCCCAGAUCAUCUUUGUGGCUCUUUUUGCGUUUUUUUCACGCGAGCGGAGCCUAAGCGACACGAACACAUAGUCCGAGUUAUGCACCAGAGUUGGAACGUCUGAGCUCCUCCUCUCAACUUAAAUGGGCUUGUGUUGUGUCUGAAUAAAGUUUUACAUUAACCUUUA
This is a messenger RNA of Stylophora pistillata, 1892 nucleotides long. Its product is annotated as ZP domain-containing protein. The record is from RefSeq and is a predicted model, not a curated record. NCBI's taxonomy places the organism in Eukaryota, Metazoa, Cnidaria, Anthozoa, Scleractinia, Pocilloporidae.